Cloeon dipterum is the source of this 1134-nucleotide messenger RNA. Its product is annotated as protein RER1. The record is from RefSeq and is a predicted model, not a curated record. The transcript is spliced from 7 exons. Bases 179 to 778 code for a protein of 199 amino acids. Gene Ontology annotation, cellular component: Golgi membrane. Gene Ontology annotation, biological process: retrograde vesicle-mediated transport, Golgi to endoplasmic reticulum; protein retention in ER lumen. NCBI's taxonomy places the organism in Eukaryota, Metazoa, Arthropoda, Insecta, Ephemeroptera, Baetidae.
UCGACAAUGUGCGUAACCAUCUGCGCUGAGCAAAAUACCCUGCUGGUGUUGAUCAUGGUGUCACUGACGUGGAUGUUUCUUCACUAUGCGUAAAUGAAAGUGAUUUUGAGUACUUAGGUGAAUCACGAGCGGUGCAAAUUAUCUCUAGGAAUUAUCAGGACCCAGUGUAGAGAACACAAUGUUGCAAGAACCGGCAGAAGGGACUUCAGGACCAAGCGCGGUCGUCCUGGCUUGGAGAAGACUUCAACAGAUGUACCAGAAGAAACUGGAUGAUGUUACUCCCUACACAAACGCCAGAUGGAUUUUCGCAAUCAUCCUAAUUCUCCUUUUCCUUGCUAGAGUUUUUUGGUUGCAGGGAUGGUACAUUGUGACCUAUGCACUGGGAAUUUACCACCUCAACCUCUUCAUAGCAUUCUUAUCACCAAAAAUAGAUCCAGCUUUAUCAGAAUUUGAUGAUGACGGUCCUGAGCUGCCAACAAGUAAUAACGAGGAGUUCAGACCUUUCAUCCGGCGGCUGCCCGAGUUCAAAUUCUGGUACUCGGUGAGCAAGUCCACCCUGAUUGCUAUGGUGUGCACCAUGUUCGACUGCUUCAACAUCCCAGUGUUCUGGCCAAUCCUUGUCAUGUACUUCAUCACUUUGUUCUGCAUCACGAUGAAGAAACAGAUCAAGCACAUGAUUCGGUAUCGAUACCUUCCGUUCACACACAGCAAACCUCGCUACCAAACUCACCAGGAUGCGGCCAAGCCAGAAGCUGCUCCUUUGGUUGCUGAAAUUUGAGAGCCGGUGUUUUGAGCUGGACACACCAUCCUCCGCAUUUCUCUAGCCCAUCCACUUAAAUUCCUUAUUUUGUCAAGCAACUGUUAAGUAUUAUCUUUAUCUCCUGGGAACAUUAACAAAAUCGGGACUCAAAGUGCACCUAGUUAAUUUGAUCAACAAUAAGCUCACUGAAUCGAGCGUUUAACAAGACAAAGUGCGUGUAAGUCCAUGUGUGAAUUGAAGUUCAUUGAUUGUGUAUGAUUACUGUUAUAUGUAUCUGAUAUUUUAGUCGAGGAACUGCGUCAAUUUGUGAAUAAUUGUUAUGUUCCAUGAUAAUGAUAAUAAGAGAGGAUACAAUAAAAAGAAAGUUUGCACUA